AUGAAGUUCCUGACGACUCUAGCCUUUCUGGCGCCAUUGGUGGCUUCACGCUCUGUUAAUGUGGAGUCACCGAGCCCACGUACAGACAAAGUCAGCUAUGAUGGGUAUCACGUCUACAGCAUAAGAGCAGCAGACAAGAUCGAGGCCGAAUUCAUUGAGAAACGAUUCGCAAACUACCAUACAGAGGUUACAAGCCGCGGAUUCGAAGUCGCUAUUCCGCCCAAUGAAGUCCGUAGCUUCAAAGAGUUGGAUCUCAAUGCCCGCCUGCUGAGCGCCGACCUUGGAGAACAAAUUCGACGUGAGGAUAAGGCCUCGGUCUAUAAGCGUGGGCUACACAGGGCCGGCCAGCUACCAGACCUCUCUUGGUAUCAGUCGUAUCACCCAUACGAAGAUCAUCUUCAGUAUUGGGAUGACUUGGCUGCAGCUUUCCCAAAGAAUUCUAAAAAAUAUGACAUUGGCACUUCAUAUGAAAAUCGCACCAUACAUGCGUUUCACCUGUUUGGCGAUAAGGGUGAGAAAGGCAAUAAGCCCAUCAUUCUGUGGCAUGCCACUGUUCAUGCUAGAGAGUGGAUUACCACCUCGGUAAUUGAAUACUGGGCGUGGCAGCUGAUUAACGGAUACAAGACAAAAAAUAAGGAGAUUACAAAGUUCUUAGACUACUAUGACUUCUGGCUUGUUCCAUUCCACAACCCGGAUGGCUUCUCUUACACGCAAACGACUGAUCGAAUGUGGCGUAAGAACCGAUUGCCUCGCAGCAACACCACAUGUGUUGGCACAGAUCUUAACCGCAACUGGAAAUUUGAAUGGGGAGGCGAACCAAGCACUGGAGCUGCAUCCACCAACCCAUGCGCUGAGACCUUUCAAGGUCUAAACCCAGGUGACACCCCUGAAAACAUCGCGGUAUCAGGGCUCUCAGACAAACUCGGAGCAUCACGCAAGGGAAUUCGGUCCUACAUUGAUCUUCACAGCUACGGUCAGAAGAUCCUGACGCCUCCUGGUUGGACCUGCAACACCACUCAAUAUCCUGCCACGCUUCCUCGCAUGCUUGAGAUUGCUGGAGGCUUUGCAAAUGCUGUACAAGCAUUCGAUACCCGGAAUGAGACUUAUCAGUAUGGUACGGGUUGCGAUAUUGAAUACUAUUCAGCAGGGAAUGGCCGUGAUCACCACUAUGGCGCCUAUGGCGCGGACCAUUCUUGGACGCUUGAAUUAGACCCAGUAACAUCUGGUCAAGGUGGCUUUGUUCUGCCUCCUGAAAAUAUCUGGCCCGUUGUUCAGGAGCAGUGGGCUGGGGAGUUGUGGUUGCUCAAUAAUGUAUGGAAAAAUUAG
Messenger RNA from Trichoderma virens Gv29-8, 1326 nucleotides. RefSeq lists its product as uncharacterized. Gene Ontology annotation, biological process: proteolysis. The transcript has 3 exons. The record is from RefSeq and is a predicted model, not a curated record. Lineage: Eukaryota; Fungi; Ascomycota; Sordariomycetes; Hypocreales; Hypocreaceae. Gene Ontology annotation, molecular function: metallocarboxypeptidase activity; zinc ion binding. The coding region runs from base 1 to 1326 and encodes 441 amino acids.